CACACGUGACCAGUCUUGUCCAACCAGCUGUCAGCAACAACAGGGCAAAGCGCGGGAGGGAGAGGCUCACAUGUAGCUCUUCAAACAGGAAGCUGGUUUUAGUUCACUUCUUUUAACCAUGUCCUUCAAACGACCGCGCUCCAGCCAUGUUAACAGCAGCUCACAGACCAGCGCCGCCAGCAGUUCCACGGACAGACAGUUCGACGGGGAGGCUCGGUUCGUGGAAGGAUCCAUACUUCGCAUCACCAUGAAAAACUUCCUAACCUAUGACCUCUCUGUGUUGCAUCCUGGACCUAAUCUGAACAUGAUUGUCGGAGCCAAUGGAACUGGCAAGUCCAGCAUUGUUUGUGCGAUCUGCCUGGGCCUGGCAGGCAAGACCGCUAUCCUGGGCAGAGGUGACAAGGUUGGGCUUUAUGUCAAACGUGGGUGCACUAAGGGAUUUAUUGAGAUUGAACUGUACAAGAUUGGUGGUAACGUGGUGAUUAACAGAGAGAUCCACGUGGAGAACAAUCAGUCUCAUUGGAUGUUGAACGGAAGACCCAGUAACCAGAAAACUGUGGAAGAGGAGGUUAAAGCUCUGCACAUCCAAGUUAGCAACCUCUGCCAGUUUCUGCCUCAGGAAAAAGUGGGAGAGUUUGCCAAAAUGUCCAAAAUUGAGUUGCUAGAAGCAACUGAGAAGUCAGUGGGACCACCAGAGAUGUACGAGUACCACUGUAAGCUCAAAAACUUUCGCAACAAGGAACGAGAACUGGAGAACGCUGUUAAAGACAAGGCCAGCUUCAUGGAGAAGGCCAAGCAGAGGCAUGAGAGGAACAAACUCGAUGUGAACCGUUAUUACGAAAAGAAGAGACAUCUUGACGUGAUCGAGCUGCUUAAGAAGAAGAAACCGUGGGUGGAGUAUGAGACCACCCGCAAGGAGCUGGAGGAUGUGAAGAGGGAGCGGGACGAGGCUAAAAGGCAGCUCUCUGCCCUGAAGCAGGCCCAGGCACCCAUGCUGAGGAAGAUCCAGCAGAUUGACGACAGACUGAAGCCCACUGACGCACAAAUAAAGGCUAAGACUACUGCCAUCAAAGACGCAUCAAACACAUGCAAACAGAAACAAGAUCAGUUGGAUCGAAAACACAAAGAGAUUGACGAUAUUAAACAAACACUGAAACUCAAGCAAACGGAGGAGGAGGACCAACAGAAGCGAAUAAGCUACACUAAAAGAACGAUCGACGACUUGAAGACAGAGCUCGCCAAAGUCGGCGAUCAACCAGAUGUGACCCCUCAGAUUAAUGCCAUCAAUGUUGAGCUGAGAAGCAUCCAGGUGGAGAGAGCCAAGAUGGAAGGAGUGAAGGCCGACCUGCGAAGGGAGAGGGACAACGUCUUUGCUGAGUCCAGGGCGUUGGAGAGGAAGCUCAAUGACAUGAGCAACAUGAUGAGGGCCAAAGAGGAAAAGUUGCGAUCACGCCACAGGGACACACAUUCUGCUCUUCAGUGGCUCCGACAGAACAAAAGUCUGUUUGUUGGGAAUGUUUAUGAGCCCAUGAUGCUGAUGAUCAAUGUCAAAGAUCCUCUUCAUGCCAAGUAUGUUGAAAGUCACAUCCCAUUCCACGACCUGCGAUCGUUUGUCUUCCAGAGGAAAGACGACAUGGAGAAGUUCAUGACUGAGGUCCGUGACAAAUUGAACUUGAAGGUGAAUUCCAUUUCUGCCCCGGAGGAAUCGUGUUCUAAAAAGAAGCCUUCCCUAAGUAUCGAAUCUCUGAGGCGUUUCGGGUUCUAUUCCUACCUGCGUGAGAUGUUCGAUGCUCCUGAUGAGGUCAUGAGUUUCCUCUGUAACCAGUACAAAGUGCAUGACGUCCCAGUGGGCAACGAUCAGACCAAAGCAUUGAUCAAAACGGUGAUUGAGGAGCCCUACCUCAAGGUGUUGUACACGACAGAGGAGAGGUACACGGUGAAGAGGUCUCAGUACUCUAAGAAGAUGAUCACAAGCAACUCUGCACUGAACCCUUCUCAGUACCUCAAUAUCACUGUGGAUGCUGAGGGAAAACAGCAGCUGGAGCAGCAGAUGAAGGCAUGUGAACUGAAGUUACGAGACAUUGAAGAACGGUUGAAGGCCCUGCAGAAGGAAGUCGCCGGCCUGGAUCGUCGAGAUAAUGAGUUGUUGGCAGAGAAGAAGCAUCUUUCUGAAGUCAAGGGCAAAAAGAGGCAACUGGAGCAGAAAAUCAGUACCAAACAAGACAGUCUCCGGCAGAUGGAGCACAGUGUCAUUGACCUGAGUGAGAUUGAGAAGGAGACUAAAGAGAAAAUUGCAGCUGUCAAUUCACAGAAGGUUUCCAUCGUUGCGGAGUUCAUGGCCCAAAUGAAGCUGAGAGCCAAGCUGACUAUACAGAAGGUGUACCUGGCUCUGGACACGGUGGGGCUGACGGAAGAGAAGGCCAAGCUGGAGAAUGACUGUAGAGCUGGUGUCUCAGAACUUAAGUCCUUGGAUCAAAAAUGCCAGCGUCUGGAGCAGAGGAAGGUUCAGCUGACAGAACAAUGCAAAGGCCUGUUGAAGAGAGGGAAGUCGAUCUGUAGGAUGCAGCCGAAUGAGUCCUUACCUGAAGACCUGUGUAACGCAUUCAGCAAGCUGCCAGACACACUGGAUGAGAUCGAUGCCAUGCUGAAUGAGGAGCAGUCCAGAGCCGAGUGCUUCACUGGCCUCAGUGAAAGUGUUGUUGACGAGUACGACAGAAGAGAGCAGGAGAUCAAAAAUCUGGAGAAAGAUCUGCAAGAUAAGAGCGACGCUCUAAACACCUACCGGCAGAGCAUAGCUGAGGCGAAGGAACGUUGGCUGACCCCUCUGAAGCAUCUUGUUGAACAGAUAAACGCCAAGUUCAGCAACUUCUUCCGCUCCAUGCAGUGUGCAGGUGAAGUCGAUCUGCACACAGAGAACGAGGAGGAGUACGACAAAUAUGGGAUCCGUAUUCGGGUUAAGUUUCACAGCAGCAGUCACCUUCACGAGCUGACGGCCCACCAUCAGAGCGGAGGAGAACGGAGUGUCUCCACUAUGCUCUACCUCAUGGCCCUGCAGGAGCUCAACCGCUGCCCCUUCAGAGUGGUGGAUGAGAUCAACCAGGGGAUGGAUCCUGUAAAUGAGAGGAGAGUCUUUGACAUUGUCGUCCGAACAGCCUGCAAAGAGACCACAUCCCAGUACUUCUUCAUAACACCCAAACUGCUGCAGAAUCUUCAGUACGCUGAUGAGAUGACCAUCCUGUUUGUCCAUAACGGUCCCCACAUGCUUCCUCCGAACCAGUGGGACGAGAGGGCGUUCAUCAGACGGGCGAUGAAGAGGAAAGCCCAGGCAUGAAUCUAGCCAGAAUGUACCAUGUACAAUUUACCAUUUUAACGACAGGGGUAUGAAAUUGUACUGACGAAGUUUUCCAUUUGAAAAGAGACGGACAUUUAGAAAACUGGUUUACUGACAGAAAAAUAAUCCUUGACCUGAUUUGUUGCAGCAUUUGCACAUUUGUUUGUCCAUGCAGCAACAGUUCUUUGCAUAUUUAUAUAUUUGAAUAAAAUGUUCUGCUGUUUCUAUCUAAAA
Paralichthys olivaceus (Japanese flounder) is the source of this 3565-nucleotide messenger RNA. It is a transcript of the gene smc5, whose product is annotated as structural maintenance of chromosomes 5. Gene Ontology annotation, biological process: double-strand break repair via homologous recombination. The record is from RefSeq and is a predicted model, not a curated record. Lineage: Eukaryota; Metazoa; Chordata; Actinopteri; Pleuronectiformes; Paralichthyidae. Gene Ontology annotation, cellular component: nucleus; Smc5-Smc6 complex. Gene Ontology annotation, molecular function: ATP hydrolysis activity; single-stranded DNA binding; ATP binding.